Molecule: messenger RNA, 1197 nt
Organism: Acanthisitta chloris (rifleman)
Lineage: Eukaryota; Metazoa; Chordata; Aves; Passeriformes; Acanthisittidae
Gene: POLR2M
Product: polymerase (RNA) II (DNA directed) polypeptide M
Exons: 3
Biological process (GO): intracellular signal transduction; transcription elongation by RNA polymerase II
Cellular component (GO): intracellular anatomical structure; nucleus
Molecular function (GO): transcription elongation factor activity
Source: RefSeq, a predicted model, not a curated record
GAAGUUCAUUGCUAGGCUGCCAGAUAAGGGUAAGAAGAUCUCUGAUUUUGCUGAGAAGCUAAAGCUUGCCAUUUCACAAGAGGAAGAAUUAGCCAGGACGGCUGAGCUGUUAUCUGCUGUCAGGUUGGAGUUUCAGUCGAAACAGGAGGAGAUUAGUACAACCCAACAGCAAGUUGUACUAAACAAGGACACAGAGAACUGUGAGGAUCCUUCAGUCUUUAAUGGAAACUCUAAUAUUAAAGAAGUGUCUGAGAUCUCUUCUGAAAGGCAGGAAGCAGAAGGUAUUGAGGAAGAUGCCACAGGUACAACUUUGGAAAAUCAAAGGACUCAGAGGAAAAACGAUAAAGUAAAGACUGUUACAGAAGAUCAGAAUGAUGUUUGUGAAGUCGUGUCCAAGCCAGUCAUGGGCAGUGAUCUGGAGAAGGACCAGCAGGUCUCUCAGAGCAGUGCUGUGGGUGGUACAGAAAGUGCAGCUGUUCUGGACAACAGUAAAGAUGCGUUGGUUGAUGCUUUUCAAAAAGUCACAAUUGCAGAUGGGGAUAAUAGUGAAAAAGUACUGGAAAAAGAACAGAAUGUGGCUAAACAUAAGGGCAACGUGUUUGGAAGCCUGCAUCCCAAGACACCACAUUAUAUUGAAGUCCUAGAGGCUAGAGCCAAGAACCCAGUCGUAAAAAAAAGCAAAUUUAAAACAAAUGUAUUACCAGGAGAGCAUAGUGGAUCAUCACAUGGUUCCUCAUCCAGUCGAUCACCUGGAGGAUUUGGUUCUCCAAUUACUGCUGAAGAAAGACGACUCAGAGAUAAGAAACAUUUGGAUGACAUCACAGCAGCUCGACUGCCUCCACUGCACCACUCCCCUGCUAAGCUGUUAUCCAUAGAGGAAUCCAUAGCAAUUCAGAUACAGCAAAAAGAAGCUUAUGAGGAAAUGCAAGCCAAGCUUGCAGCACAGAAGCUUGCAGAGAGACUGAAUAUAAAAAUGCUCAGGUUUGAACCAGAGGGGGAGGCCUCAAUGCAGUACAGAGAAGUGAGAGAUGAAGAUUAUUUUUCAGCAGAGGACUGAAUUCAAGAAGGGAUGUCUGAGGAUGAGCUGUGUAACUGAUCUUUAUGCAGUCCUUUUUAUAAACCCAAACCUGAAUGCUUGAUCUAGUCAGUUUUUUCUUAAAAUUUUCACGUUAUAGCUCUGGGAAGUGUUCAGUGUAA